Molecule: messenger RNA, 875 nt
Organism: Drosophila biarmipes
Lineage: Eukaryota; Metazoa; Arthropoda; Insecta; Diptera; Drosophilidae
Exons: 4
Coding region: 99-596 (165 amino acids)
Source: RefSeq, a predicted model, not a curated record
AGACAGAGAGUGUACCUAACCGUUUCCUCCCAAAAUUUCCUUCGUAGGCCAAUUUGUUUUUAGUGUCAACGAGUUGAACAAAAUUCCUGGUAGCCAUCAUGAGCUUUCCCUUUCGCAUUGUGAACUUUGUGCUGCAGUUGCUCACGGCGGUGCUGGAGGUGUUUGCUUUGGUAUUCCUCAUCCGCAUCCUGUCCACCCACUGCGUGCAGGGCGAGGAGUACAGGAUAUCGGUGUGGAUGUACACUUUUGCGCUGCCCUCCAUCGCCGUGCAGAGUGUGGUCCUCGUCAUAUUCCGGCUGUGCUGCACCACCGUGGGCCUCGAUCCAAUUGCGAUGACGUUUAACUUCGCCAGCGGCCUCAUCUGCAUAGUAUGCGCCCUCACCCUCGCGGUGUCCAUGAUCGAUCACUGCGGCAACGAGUUCGCCUACAUGUUCUAUAUAUCGAGCGCCUUUGGCAUAAUUGCGGGGGUCCUGCAUCUGCUGAAUGCCUGCGUGUGCAACGUUUACAUACCCCUCGGCGAAUGGGAGUACCUGAAACCCUCGAAAAGAGCAAGAAGAAAAGCUUUGCAGGGCAAAACCAAGGGGAGGAGCGUUUAAUGUGGACUGGAAAAUUUAUAAAAUCAUGUUGGUUAUACAUUUUAAAAAUAUUAUGUCUAGUAUUUUCUAGCUGCAUUUUUGAUAGAGCUAUAAAGGUUGUGUUGAGUUCAUACUAAAAUUCGGAAUAAUUAUAACUUUUGCUAUCAAAGUAAUAGAGCAAGAGCAUUGAAGUCGAAUGGUCAUUAAAUGUAAUUUAUGUAAUCAUUAUUGUACGAAAAUGAUGAUACCAUGCGAUGCCGAAAUAAUUGACAGUUGUGAAUCAUUUGGCCACAACUUAAA